CUUUAAGUCCGUAAAUUAAUAAUAUUAAUAAUCUCAAAAAAAAAAAAAAAUGAAUUUUAAAAUCAUAAUUUUGGUUUUUACAGCUGUAUUUUUCAUUAUAAUGUCGGCGUGUACAGGUCACCCGGGAGGAGGCACCCGCCCCGUUGUGAACGAAAAAAAAACAAUUAACAGACCACUCUUGGCGGUCGCACCGCUAGCACAAUAUCCACCAGCACCACCACCACAACAAAAUCCAGCACCACCACCACCACGACAAGUUCCAGUACCACGACCACCACAACGACAAAAUCCACCACCACGACCAUAAAAGUACAAUUCAAUAUGUAAUUUUAUCAUUCGUUUUUCAAACGACUAAAUUAAUGGUGAAAAUGUUGAAUUAUUAAAUUUUUCAAUUUUUUAUAACCGAUUUUUUUACAUAAAAUAGUUUGAUAUUUUAAAAUCACAAUUUUUUCGAAAUUGAAACAACGGAUACU
This is a messenger RNA of Adelges cooleyi (spruce gall adelgid), 473 nucleotides long. RefSeq lists its product as uncharacterized. The record is from RefSeq and is a predicted model, not a curated record. The coding region runs from base 50 to 307 and encodes 85 amino acids. The transcript has 4 exons. Lineage: Eukaryota; Metazoa; Arthropoda; Insecta; Hemiptera; Adelgidae.